AUGUCUGAUCCUGAUGGAGCUGCCGGACUCAGAGGAGCAGCUUUCCCUCCCCUGGCUCUGCCUCCUUCCCUGUAUUACCACGGAGAGGCUGAAUACACCCCUCAGGCCAUCAGGGAGCCAGCUCAGCCAAAGGAGCGGGAAGAUGAGGGUGGGAGCGAGCGCGAUGGAGAGGAGCAGCCGAGCAGAACAGAGCCACACAUCUGUAGCACUGCACUGUCAACUCCACAGCACUCCAGAGGCGCAUGGCUGAAGCGGGAAGCACUGAGCGUCAUCUGUCUUUUCACUCUGAGUGGCCUGCAGUCACAGCGGCCACAGCAGCCCGGCAGAGCAAGGAGCCAGCGGAGAGGGACAGUGUGUUUACUCAGACAGCUGCAGUACGGCAGGAGCACCAGCCUCAUGAGGAGUCAUGUAGAGGAACCAGGAGCAGGGUCCAGAUGGCACAAGAGUCUGCAGUGA
This is a messenger RNA of Knipowitschia caucasica, 456 nucleotides long. Lineage: Eukaryota; Metazoa; Chordata; Actinopteri; Gobiiformes; Gobiidae. The record is from the annotation of a GenBank genome assembly.